CGUGGAGCGCUCUGAACUCUCCUCGAGUUGUGGAGCUUUUUGGGGCUGUGAGGGAGGGACUGAACGUUGUGCUCUUCAUGGACCUGAAACCAGCUUGCUUGGCUCAUCUUCUCAAGGAGAUGAACUGCCUGCCUGAGGAUUUGGCCCUGCAUUACCUUCACCAGACACUGGGGGCGCUGGAACACCUGCACCACAGGAAGGUGCUUCACCUGGACGUCAAAGUUGACAAUGUGCUGCUGUCUGCAGACUGCAGAGACACAUUCCUCUGUGACUUUGGUCUCUCAGAGACACUAGAUGACAGUGGACGAGGCACCACGGCCUUCAGGGGAGCUGUCUUCCCGGGAACAGAGACCCACAUGGCCCCCGAGGUGGCGCGAGGAGAUCAACUCUCUGCGAAGGCGGAUGUGUGGAGCAGCUGUUGCAUGUUACUGCACAUGCUCAACGGGUGUCAGCCGUGGAUACGCUACUAUUCCCAUCCGCUGUGCCUCCAAAUUGUCAACGAGCCUCCACCUCUGUGGGAGGUGCCGUCCAACUGCAACAACUUCACGGCCAAAGUGUUCAGGGCCGGACUGCAGAAGGACCCCGACAGACGAGCAUCAGCAAAGGAGCUCCGGAGGAAAACCACCAAGGCCCUCAGAGCAGUUGGAGGUCUCAGCCCUUGGUCCGUCAAAGCCGCCUGUGAGAAGCUGUAUCACGGCCAGGUCCAGAAUCAAGACGCCUCCUACACCCAGAAUAAACCACCAGCUUCACCCACUAUGUACUGGGUGAGCCCCUGGAGAACUACAGCGGUGGACGAGGAUGACAACGACUGGUCAGAUGGUGAAUCAGAACAAGACUCUGAGGGAGAAGAAGAUUCCUUAGUGAGGGAAUGGGACUCCGAGCCGAAAUCACUGCGGGACAAUUACAUCACUGAUGAGAAAGACUGGGAGACCGGCUCUGACUCAGAGGUCGAUAUUUACAUGGGAGAGGACGAAUAUAUUCAGGAUAAGUGGCUGAAAACUGACAAGGACUAUGAGGGCGAUUGGGAGGAGGAGGCAGAUGAGGAGGAGGAGGAGGAGGAGGAGGAGGAGGAGCUGGACUCUUAUGUGUCCACAGAGUAUCUCCGUGCUCUCAGAGGCCUCUUUCCUUUGCUGCAAAAAGGACAAAAGAGCAAUGACGAUUCUUGGGGAUCAGAAGCUGAGCUGGAAUACCUCCGAGACGAUGUACCUUUAGGCACCACAAUCCAGACGCCUUCCCCUGAACCUCGCGAUGACCCUCCGUCCUGCUUCAGCUGCUCGGACACAUCGCAGAUCGAUGCCUCAGACAAGGACUCGGACCAUUCAUCUGAUGACCUCAGCUCUGGCGUCUUCUCGUCCUGCAACAGUCAGACUGACGGACACUUGGAGUGGGUGGCCUCAGCCAAUCAGCCGUCCUUGUACUGCUUCGAGGGUGUUGACAUCUGGAUUGAGAACGUUCAGGGCGAGUGUCUGAGGAUUCGAGAAAACCGGCGGGUCAAAGUGGGUCAUGUCGCUAUAGGAAUUAGUGAUCAGAUCUCAGGGAAAGCCUUUACUUUGGAGACUCUGGACAGGAAGCUGGUGUCCUUUGAGCAGGAGAUCAGAGAGUCUGGUCUGUGGCUUCGCUGUGUUCCUGCUCCUGACAGAUGUCAGCGCUGGAGGUGGAGGGUCAGAGACGGCAAGCUGGAGCUUCGAGAAUGACACGGACAUUUGAUGCUACUUUUUUUCAGUUCUUUGCACUAAUUGUUGUUGUUAAUAUUUGUUGUUAGGGAAAGCUGGAAGGCCCUGCUUCUGGGAGAAAAGACUUCUCUGCGUAUUUACACACAGUUCCAAGGCUAAAAUUUGAGUCUCGCAGUGAAACAAAGCUGAACAAAGACAAGUAAACGAACACCUGGUGAGCACUUUAUUAGAAACACCUAACAGCUUUAGUUCUUUGUGGCAACAAGCUUCCUCUGCAGACUUUGUUAAUUAUUUCUGCAGAUUUUUCAGCUGCACAUGUAUGCUGCUCAUCUCCUGUUGUAUCAACUUGGAGCAUUAUCCUGCUGGAAGAAGCCAUAAGAAAACGGUAAACUGCAGCUAUGAAGGGAUGCGCAUAGUAUACAACAAUACACAAGCUGUGGCAUCCAAACUAUGGUUAAGAAAACAACCAGCAGCAGUGACAGCAGCAGCAGCGUGGACUGUUGACCUGAGGCAGGUGAAUUCAUACUGUAGAUUCUGACCUACAGCCAGAUUCAUCCCACCAGGCUGCGUUUUUUUUCAUCUUCAACUGUCUAGUUUUGGUGACGCUGAGCCCUCUGCAGCCUUUAGUUUCUGUUCCUGGUUGACAGAAGCGAAACCUGACGUGGUCUUCUGCAGUUAUAGUCCGUCUUCCUCAACUUUGGACGGGUAAAAAGUAGUUAUUGUCACCUUACAACCAGUUGACCUCUCUCAUCAAUGAGGUUCUUCCAUCCAUAGAACUGUUUUUCACCACUCUACAGACUGUUGUGGUAAAAUUCUAGCAGAUGAGCAGCUUCAGAAACAGUCAAAUCAACCAUCACGUCACAUUUUCACCACAUCCUGAAGAGUUUCUGCCUUUAUUUAGGCUGUUUGGAUAAAUGCAUGAAAAAGCUGGUGUUCCUAAUAAAGUGUUCUUUAAGUGAAGGUGAGAAUUAGAUGCACAAGAAGUCCAUAAACUGUACAGCUCAAACGGUUUCUGUAAAUUGUAUACAAAUUGUGCAGGAGUGUGUAAAUGUGCAGAGAGAAUGGGAAAUGUAAUAAGAGACUUUAUCAGUUUUUGAGGUAAAUUUCAAGUCACUUUUCCAUGUAGGCACUGUUAAGGGGCAAAAAAAAAAAAAUCCAGUUUUCUGCUUUUUUUUGUUUCCUCUCUGAUCUGGAAUCCAGAGUUUGUUUGUCAUCUGGUGUAUUUUAGGGUUUAGAAGAAGCAAAGCUGCUGAAUAUAUUGAGAAUUUUCCACGACACAGUUUAAGACUCGAGGAAUGAAUACUUGAACAUUACUUACAUUUUGUAUCUUAAUAAAAAAAAAUAAAUACCUCAGAGGCGAAGAAG
Stegastes partitus (bicolor damselfish) is the source of this 3038-nucleotide messenger RNA. Its product is annotated as mitogen-activated protein kinase kinase kinase 14-like. NCBI's taxonomy places the organism in Eukaryota, Metazoa, Chordata, Actinopteri, Pomacentridae. The transcript has 10 exons. Bases 78 to 1694 code for a protein of 538 amino acids. The record is from RefSeq and is a predicted model, not a curated record. Gene Ontology annotation, molecular function: ATP binding; protein kinase activity. Gene Ontology annotation, biological process: protein phosphorylation; canonical NF-kappaB signal transduction.